ACUUUAAUUUGUGGAUCAUAUUAUCGAUCACUUCAUCCAUCUUUAAGUUCUCAGCGCAGAGAGAGAGAGAGAGAGAGAGAGUUGGGGUAGUAGUAGUAGUAGUAGAAGAUGGAGAGUAGUAAAAUAGAGAUGAUGUAUGAUAAAGCAAAGCCAUUUUUGGGAGUGAUAUUUCUGCAGUUUGGGUAUUCAGGGAUGGCCAUAAUUGGUAAGUUCGCUCUUAAUCAGGGAAUGAGCCAUUACACCUUGGUCGUCUAUCGCCAUGCUCUUGCCGCUGCUGUCAUUGCUCCCUUUGCCUUCUUUCUGGAUAGGAAAGUGAGACCACCUAUGACCAUCUCUACCUUCAUCAAGAUAUUGUUGCUCGGCUUAUUAGAGCCGGUUAUUGACCAAAAUUUGUACUAUAUGGGGAUGAAGAAUACAACAGCAACGUUCACAGCUGCAAUGUGCAAUAUUCUUCCCGCUAUAACUUUCAUAAUGGCCUGGAUUUGCAGACUGGAGAAGGUGAAUCUUAGGAAGCUGCACAGUCAGGCAAAGGUGGUGGGAACCAUAGCGACGGUGGGGGGAGCUAUGUUCAUGACGCUGAUGAGAGGACCUGUCCUUGACUUGCCAUGGACUAGCUCUUCCCACCACCAUCAAUCUUCCUCAGCUAAUUCCACAGUUCAUGAUCAGCAAAAUCCCAUCAAGGGUGCUCUUAUGAUAUCCACUGGCUGCAUCUGCUGGGCCUGUUUCUUCAUUCUCCAGGCAAUUACGCUGAAGGCAUAUCCGGCGCAGCUGUCCCUCUCGGCCUGGAUAUGUUCAGCAGGCAUGGUGGAGGGCGCGAUACUCGCCCUUGUCAUGGAGAGGGGCAAUGCUUCCAUCUGGGUCUUAAAAUGGGAUGCCACACUACUAGCUGUUCUUUACGGAGGAAUAAUCAAUUCCGGGGUUGGUUAUUUUAUUCAAGGAGCGGUGAUGAAGGAAAGGGGCCCUGUUUUUGUGACAUCUUUCAAUCCUUUGUGCAUGGUCAUUGUUGCGAUUAUGGGCUCCUUCAUUUUAUCUGAGCAGAUGUACUUAGGAAGGAUUAUAGGAGCAAUCAUCAUAGUUUCGGGGCUGUAUCUAGUGGUUUGGGGCAAGAGCAAGGAUCAAUCCCCACCUAAAUCCAACGGGGAUCAGAGGUUGCCGGAUCAGCAACCGAUGGCUGUCAAGAACAACAGUACAGGGAAUACUAGUCCUGGUUUCGUCGCAGUCGAAAUUGCGAAAGAAAUGCCCAGCAAUGAACCCAUUUGAAGGCACUUAAGGGAAGGAAGAAAUGCCGCAGAUUAAGCAAAUAUUUCUACUGUUUGGAAGCUCCAGUUUUGUAUUGCGUAUGGACUAAUUUCAAGUAGAAUUUGAAAUGGAAUUCUCAUUAAUAUGUUCUGUUUGUUUGUUUGUUUGUUUGUUUGUUUGUUUGUUAAGAAGUCAUAGGGGCAGCACUUACAUAGUGCCUUGUGAGUCAAGUUAGCAUAAGGCAGUAGUGGUUGAGCACUAAUUAAUCUGUGUUUUUGCAGACGUCAAUGUGGGACGCUCAUUCCCCUUUCCAUGUGCUAGUUUCUUCCAAAAAGAAUUAUAACCAAAUUACAUUUCCA
Molecule: messenger RNA, 1598 nt
Organism: Malania oleifera
Lineage: Eukaryota; Viridiplantae; Streptophyta; Magnoliopsida; Santalales; Ximeniaceae
Product: WAT1-related protein At2g39510
Exons: 7
Coding region: 109-1260 (383 amino acids)
Cellular component (GO): plasma membrane
Molecular function (GO): transmembrane transporter activity
Source: RefSeq, a predicted model, not a curated record